This is a messenger RNA of Monascus purpureus, 4991 nucleotides long. Lineage: Eukaryota; Fungi; Ascomycota; Eurotiomycetes; Eurotiales; Aspergillaceae. The record is from the annotation of a GenBank genome assembly.
CAAGGGUCAAAUAACUUAGUAUGGGGCAUAUACGGCACAUGAACCGAAGCACAGGCCAAGUGGUGUUGUCUCCCCGAGCUUCCUUGAGAAUUACCGCUUUCUCUCUCUCCUUUCCUCCUCUCUCUCGUUUCUGCUGCCUUUGCCGGUUCCACUGCAUCCCAAUCUCGUAUUACGCCCAUCCUCCCCCUACUGUCUAUCCGUCCUCCGUGUCUGCUGUCCUGGUGUCACCACUUGGCAGGAUAUCCAGUCCACAGUUUCUCCAGGAGGAACUUUCAACGCUCCCCCUGGAUCUGUACUCGUACCUGCUGCCCUCCGUCCCCAAUCCAGCACCUUGAAAUCACGGCGGGAUAAUUCCCAGUCUGGGGAAUCGGAGACCAAGUCGAGAAUUGAAUCAUCAAUUUGGGUGAGUCCAUACUAUUUAACACCUACACGCGAUGCAACUGCACGGAGAACGCGAGGGAAGAAAACCUGCGGAAACAUGCAGCUCCUCGAGGCAUGGCACCACCACCUCUACUACUAUUACUACUACUUCCGAAGGAUUGCAUCUCUGGCCUCUUUUCGAUACUGUCGAUCCUUGCACGUAUCUCGAUGGGCUUUCUUCCUGUUGCUUCACUCCAUGAUUUUGUGUUGCCUUCGGAUAGGACUACACCUGUCAUUCUACGCGCAGCUGCCUCCCGUCUUUCCCACUUCCUUCCUACACCUUUUUUCUUUUCUGUCCCCCUCCCCCUCCCCCUGGAUUCAGGGUUGAACUGGCCAGUCACGGUCUCAAAAUCGGUUUGCUCUCUAUACUGAUUUUCACGUUGACUCGGAUAGCACCACCUAACCCCUUGCAGUUUCUCUCCCUUUCCUCUUUCUUCCCUUCCACUCGUCCUCGAUCUUCCAACCCGGUCCCGGGCCUGACGGUCAGCUAGUCUACCAUGGCCACAACAGAGGAACCUGUCCCUCGGGGCGAGACUGAAGUCGACGUGCCUCCCCCGGCUACCCCUGCGGAGUCUACCGUGCCUUCCGGAGCGGAGGAGCUAAAGUCGAGCCCAGAGGCGUCGAGGGAUAAAGAGAACGUGCCGGAGGCUUCACCCAAAAAGGCCCAUUCGGUAACCAGCCCUUCCAAACAUGCUUCAGGAACCGCGACUGUAAAACGAACUCCCCCCUCGACGACGACAAAGCACCGAUCGCACGAAGCUCACCCAACCCGUGGCGCGACCAAUGGCAGCACACUCAGCAAGCCUCCAACUCGGCCAGCCACCACUUCUACUGUUCGCAAGAAUCUGAGCACCUCUACUACUGCCUCCCACCGAUCCCGUCCCUCGGUGAGUUCUGCGGACGAGAAGACAAAAUCAGUGGCUAGCUCAGGGGAUGAAAAGAAAGGCAUCUCAGCGACGGCCAAGCGGAUGUCUCUCGUUGGCAGCUCUUCGAGCAAACCUCACGUGAAACCAGCUACCUCCCACAAUGAUCGGAGGUCGACCAUUGGCUCCUCUGCAUCGGACAAAAAGCCUCCCAGUUACCUCUCCGGUACUGCGGCUUCCGCCAGACACACUGCGGCCAAGCCUACAACUACAACCCAUGCUGCCCGACCGACCUCCUCUUCUACCUCGUCCCGUACAAUCGCCAGGCCGGCACCUUCAACAACAGCUGCCGCUUCCAAGCAUGCCACUGCCACAUCCGGUGCAGAAGCAAGGAAGAGACUGAGCGCUGUCCAUCAUACCUCUUCCGCCGCGAAACAUGCCCAUGAAGACGCCGAAAAAUUACGCUCACUUCAGGACCAGCUGUCGGAAAGCGAGGCGACCGUUGCCAGCCUGAGGACCGAGCUCGAGGCGGCAAAUGAAAAGAUCUCUCAAGCGUCGUUGCCGGCCGGGGAGCAGUCACCCACCGCAGAAUCCGCAGAUGCUAUCCGAACGGAAUACAGUGCCCAGAUUGAAAAGCUGACUGCGGAUCAUGUGCAAGAGCUGCAGGGCCUACAAGCCCAGCUAAAAGAAGCAGAUGCAAAAUACAAGGAGCUGGAAGAGAGGCUAUCCAAGGAGGUUAGCACGCCUGAGCAAGGCAAUGCAGAGGCAGCGGCGGCACGAGCAGAACUGGAGGAGUCUCACAAGGCAGAACUGGAGAAGCUUGGAAAGGAACUGGCAGAACAAAAAGCCGCUGCCACUGCGUUCGCCGAGCAAAUUGAAACUCUCAAGAAGGAGCUGCAAGAGCAGCAGGCUAGCUCGGAGGAUGCCACAAGAGCCUUCCAGGAGCGGAAUGCUGCAGCCCUGGACGGUUUGGAACGAGAACUCCAGGGACGGGAUCAAGUUAUUGCGAAUCUCAAUGUCGAGAUGGAAAAACUCAACCGUUCAAAGCAGCAGGAGGUUCGCGACGCUGAAGAGUCUGCAAAACGAACCAUCUCGGCUCUCGAGGACAAGAUCUCUUCUUUGGAGACCGAAAUCACCGAGGCAGCGUCGGAGGCUCAGCAAAGCAGCGAAAAAUCAAGCGGCAUUGUUUCCGAGAAGGACCGGGAGAUUGCAGAACUGAAGCAAGCAAUCGAGAAGUUGCAAGAUGAGCUCAAGAAGGCGGGUGAAUCCAGCCAGGAGGAGCUGAGCAGCAAGAUAAAGGACAUCGAAGCAACCCAUGAAGACAAAAUCGCUAAACUGAAGGCAGAGCAUGCGGCAGCCUUGGCCUCUCUGUCGGACGCCCACGCGAAGGAAGUCUCGACUGCCAAGGAAGCGGCGGAAUCUGCUGGUACCACUCACUCUAAGGAAAUCGAGGAACUGCGCCAGGCCCUAGAAGCUUCGGAAGCCGCUGCAAAGAAGGCAGUAGAUGAGAAUACUACCGCCCUUACCUCUGCCCACGACUCGGAGGUGCAAUCUCUCAAGGAAAAGCUAACUGCAUCAGAGAAAGCCCUUAGCGAAGCUCAGAAGGCCCUUGACGAAGGCACCAACGCCGCUCGUGCAGAUGCUGCCCAGGAGAUCGAUUCCCUGCGAGAGAAGGUUGAGUCUUUGGAAUCACAGUUGUCAACGGGCAAGGAUGAGAUCAAGGCGCUCCAGACAGAGAUCCAGGGCAAGCAACAGGAAGCUGUGGAAUUGCACCAGAAAUUUAGCACCUUUGAAGAACAGAUUAAGUCCAAGGCGACUGAAUAUGAGAGCAAAGUAAAAGCUCUGGAGGAAAAGACCGAUUCGGCUACGAAGGCCCUCGACGAGAAGGCCAAAGAAGCGGCCGCUGCUGCGGAGGAACACAUACACGCUCUUGAAGUGUUGAAAGCUGAGCAUGCCAAGAAGCUUGACGAAGUCAAGGCCGAGCAUGCUGCCGAGUUGAAGAAGCUGGAAACCGAGCGUGCAGCGGAGUUCGAAGCGUUGAAGGCGGACCUUGAGAAGCGGAAGAGCGAACAUGCCGCGGAGUUGGAGCAAACGAAUGCCGGACACGCUGCAGAACUGGAGAAGGCGAAGGCUGAGGCGUCCGAAUCCCAUAAGAGUGCGCUAAGGGAACUGCAGGGGAAGCAUGACGAGCUGCUCUCGGCGAAGCUGGAACUGGAAUCGAGUCACGCCAAACACCUAGAGUCGCUUCAAACCGAAUUGACGUCCUCUCUUGAACGCCAUGCGAAGGAGCUUACCACUCAAAGCGAAUCUCAUGAUAAGGAGAUUGCCGAUCUCCAGAAGCAGUUCGAGGAAACAGAAGCCAAACUGAAGGCAGAGCACAAGGCUACCCUAGAUGCCAAGACUAGCCAGGCUGAGGCGGAGCACAGUAAAGCGAUUGAAAUGCUCCUCACCGCGCAUGAAGAGAAAAUCUCCAACCUUCGAGGAGAUCUUGAAAAGUCGAAAGAGGAUAGCAUCACCGAGCUUCAAAAAUCGCAUGACAAAAAGGUAGCGGAUCUUGAGGAGCAGUUAGCACAAGUCAAAUCUUCUGCUGCGGAGGGUACAUCUAUUGCAGACCAGCUCAAGGCGAAGAUUGGAGAACUGGAACAGAAAUUAGCCGAUAACGAAAAAGCCCGUGAGGAAGCAGAGAAGAAGGCUGCCGCUGCAGCCGAGGGACUUGCCGAUAAACACAGCUCGGAACUAUCGAAUAUCGAGACCGAAAAGGCCGAAUUGGAGAAGAAAUACCAGGCGGCAAGCGAUCGGGUUGCAGAUCUCCAGAAAUCCCUGGCUGCUUCUGAAAAUAUCAAGUCCGAACUCGAGAGCGUCUUGGGCCAACUCUCUGCGUCCAAAGAGGAGCUGUCGAAGCUCAGGGAGCAACAUGAAAAAGUGUGCCGUGAGAUCGAUGAAACCAGGUUGCAGAAGAAGGAGAUGGAAGAAAAGCUUGCUGGCGGCGAGAGGACUCUGAACGAUCAGAUCGAAAGGAACAUGUCCUUAUUGAACAACCUCGGCGAACUUGAAAAUUCCAUUUCCACCAGUCGGAGGCGCGUUCGCGAACUGGAGGUGGAACUAGCUUCGCUGAAGGCUGAGAAAGAUAGCUCCAAGUCCGCUGGUGUCGGCCUUGAGGGAAGCAGGUGGGCAAAUGCGGAUGAUACUAAGGGUAACGAUGUCGGCGGGGACAAAGCCGGUCCUGAAGCAGCGGAAGGUGAGGACCUUGGUCCAUCUAUUCAGGGAACGAUGGCCAGCAUUCAGGAACAGCUUAAACAUAUCCGAGCAGCCAGCGAUGAUUGGUACGAUGAACAUAAGCAAGUAAUUGGAGAGCUGGGCCAACUCUCGACAUCGACACCCCGAAGUCAUUCCAGCACACCUCAACCGGAAAAAUCAUACAGUGACUCUGACGGCAGUCGUAACGGUGGGAAGUCAUCGUAGGCGAUGAUCAACCCCCAUCUGGCUUUGACUGUUUCUCUUCUCCUUGUACAGCUUAUUUUGUAUCAGUCAAGAGCUCAGGAUACCCCUGUUCAUACUUUCGCUCUGUUGUCAGAAGACUGUUUGUCUUGGUGUGUCGGGUUCUAUUUUGAGGCUUCUUCAUGUCUAUUUGUAAUUCACAAUGGAACACGGCUUUACUCCUGUCUCUACUUAAUGCCUAAUUAAUUUUAUUGAAACAGUAGAACCUGA